UCCCAACCAGACACCAAACCUUACACAAUGUCCAGGGACACACAUAGAAUGGACGACCUCCCGUCAAAACCUGUGCGCGCGACGCUAGAACAGAAGCUCAUGAUUCUCGAUUACUACCACCUGAGCGGCGGGCCGCAGUCUGACACGGUGGAGAAGUUCAAGUCGCUUAUUUCGAUCUCCACAUCCUCCUUCAGUGAAUGGCUCAAGCACGAGCCGGAGCUCCGUGGGCGCUACGACGGGACCAAGGACUACUUCCGGAAUGGGAAGCGCAAGGUGCACUUCAAGUACGAAAAGAUCAACGCCGCGAUGGAUGACAUGGUGGAGAACCGCAAGCUGAAGGGCCUACCGCUCAAUGAGCCGGUGCUUCGCGAACACUGGGUGCUCUAUGCCAAGGAGUUUGGUGUGGACGACCCCAAGCGGUUGGAAGGGUUCAGUCACGGCUGGUUAUCGCAGUUCAAAAAGCGGCACGCGCUCGAUCGAAGUUCCAUGGGGAAGAACCAGUUCACAAAGCUGCGCGCGCUCUUACCCAUACCUGAGACCCUCACAGGGAAAUUUGAGGCUCAGGGUGAAUCGUAUGUGCGCCAGGAAAACGGCACUGUUUCAUCCAACUCCAGUGUCCAGUCAGAGCCGUAUCCGAUGCGCCCCCAGCGGGGCUUUGGGUACGCGGGACAGGUACAGAACUACCUUCCAUUGGAUAACAGCUUCCGUGACCAGCCUACGUUCGAGCAGCCGUUCGAGCAGACGCGCAAGCGCCCCAGACGUGAGAAGGCCCCGGUCGAGCCUGUAGCGUCGCAGACCCAGUACGCGUCCGAGGUGUUUAGCUACAAGACUCCCGCCGAACCCGUUCCUAUGGUCUUCCCCGAGACCCAACCUACCCCUCCCACCCGUCUGGUCUUGGCUGAUCUAACGGCUAAUGACGUGGAGAAGUUGAUGUAUGUGUAUGUUGAUGGUUUCCUCAACACCAACGCCAAGGACUAUCCCGAGGCCAAGAAGGUUUUUGAGCAGUUCAAGUCGACAUUUGUGAACGAACGGUUUAAUUUGGAGAUGCGCAGCUCGGGAAAUGCCCAAGGCAUGGGCGACAACAUUGACCGGAUGAUCAUGCAGACAGUGGCCCGAGACAGGCAUCCGAGGUAAGAAAUAAACCCGUUUAGAAUUGUUAAAUUAUCAUUAGAAUCGUUUAGGUUGUUUACAUUAGAACCGGUUGAAUUAUUUUUUAUUGGGUUUUGCCUAUAUCACGGAGCUGGUAGAGUGAGUUUACCGAAAAAAAAUGGCCCAGGAAAUACUGCAUGAACCGUGAAAAAGAAAUGAAGACACCAACGGGAUUCGAACCCGCGCGGGUAAACCCAAAGGAUUGCGUCUGCGCCCGAAAGCGCAAAUUCUGCGACCUUCGCCUUAACCAACUCGGCCAUAGUGUCCAAUUUCUGGAAGUUGGUGAAAACAGGCCAGACAGCUGGAAAAUGGAAAGGGAUUUGGCCGGGUAAGGUUUAGAUAGU
Babjeviella inositovora NRRL Y-12698 is the source of this 1493-nucleotide messenger RNA. RefSeq lists its product as uncharacterized. The record is from RefSeq and is a predicted model, not a curated record. Bases 28 to 1134 code for a protein of 368 amino acids. NCBI's taxonomy places the organism in Eukaryota, Fungi, Ascomycota, Pichiomycetes, Serinales. The transcript has a single exon.